UUGAUAGCAAGAAAUAAAUAAUUAAAGAAAGAAAGGCGGAUUAUAGUCAUUGUUUUGAAACCCAGAGGCCGAAGAAUUGUGGAUUACCGGUCAACGCGCGAGGUCGUCUCGUCGAACCGGAGCGAUGUCUGUCGCGGGGCUGAAAAAGCAGUUCCACAAAGCCACUCAGAAAGUCAGUGAGAGGGUUGGAGGAGCAGAAGGAACCAAACUUGAUGAUGACUUCCUUCAGAUGGAAAAGAAGGUGGACACCACCGGUAGGGCAGUGCUAGACAUCAUGACCAAAACUACAGAAUACCUACAGCCCAACCCAGCAUCCAGGGCUAAACUGAGUCUGAUAGGGACCAUGUCUAAGAUCAGAGGACAGGAGAAGGGACCGGGUUACCCCCAGGCUGAGACUGUGCUGGGUGAGGCCAUGCAGCGCUUCGGACGAGAGCUGGGAGAGGAGUCAUGCUUUGGUCUGGCUCUCCUAGAUGCUGGGGAGGCCAUGGGUGAGCUGGGGGCGGUGAAAGAUGCCCUGGAUGUGGAGGUCAAACAAAACUUUAUUGAUCCACUGCAGAACCUACAGGAAAAAGACAUUAAAGAGAUACAGCACCACCUGAAGAAGAUGCAGGGACGCCGCCUGGACUUUGACUACAAGAAGAAACGUCACGGUAAAGGAGUUCUGGAGGAGGAGAUCAGACAGGCGCUGGAGAAGUUUGAUGAGUCCAAAGAAGUGGCAGAGCAGAGCAUGUUCAACCUGCUGGAGAGUGAUAUUGAGCAGGUGAGUCAGCUAGCAGCGUUGGUCCAGGCCCAGGUGGAGUAUCACAGACAAGCCACAGAAAUACUACAGCAGCUCUCCAGCAAGCUGCACGAGAGGAUCAGGGAGGCGCAGGAUAAACCCAGGAAGGAGUAUGUUCCUAAACCCCGGAUGGUCCUGGAGCUGCUCCCCCCCAGCGAUAGCCACAAUGGGGGGCUCAACACCACCAAGUCCCAUGGCCCGGCCUCGUCCCCAGGCCCCGCGCGCACCCCCGCUCCUAUGGACCAACCGUGCUGCCGGGCGUUGUAUGACUUUGUGCCGGAGAACGAGGGUGAGCUGGGCUUCAAAGAGGGCGAUAUCAUCACCCUAACCAAUCAGAUCGAUGAUAACUGGUACGAGGGAAUGGUCAACGGCCAAUCAGGUUUCUUCCCCAUCAACUACGUGGAUAUCCUGGUUCCACUUCCUCAUUAGGCCACCCACCCCUACCCAAUCUUCACCCCACUCCCUGUCGGGGGCCCCAGCCUCUGCCCAGCCUCUGCCCAGCCUAAUCCACGCCUUCUUCUUUGUGCUUGUGUGAGUGCAACUGCUUUUUUCACAAAGAACUACAACUGUGAGGAACAAGGGACUACAAUUGUAUAGGAUUCUGAAAGAAGAAGAAUGAGGGAUAAGUGAGCUGGUUGAACUAACUGAACUAACUGGUGGAAUCAGAGUAGUGAGAUGGUUGUGUAAAGAGCCAUAGAUGGAUAAAUAUCUAUAUACAGUAUGUGUCUAUGGUUAUUUGUACUGUAAUAGGUUCCAAUGUAUUGCAUGCUGGGACAAGCCAUUUAAAGGUUGACGUUUUAAAAGGUUAAAUAAAGAGAACUGUUACAUGGUGGCGGUUGUAAUGCUAAUGGUUUUAUUUUCUUCUUUUCUUGGCAUGAAUGUUGUUCUGGAGGCAGCUCUGCAGAAUGGUCACCAGCCACAAAGUCAUAACAUCUGAGUUCGAACUUAACCUUAAGCACAUUGAAAACCUUAAUGCCUAACCUUAAAUUAUUUAUAUAUGUAUAUAUAGGCAAUUUUGACUUUGCAGCUGGUCCAUCUAGUGGAAAUCGCACAGUUCUGCCUCCAAGGCAAGAUUCACGACAACAAACGUCAACCUGCGUUGUAAUGAUGAUGGUGGUGGUGGUACAGAUGCUUGUUGUUUUAUAGGCCUGUUGUGACUGUGUUUCCUAUGUGAUGCGCGCUAUAUCACCAGAUACCUGUUUCCUCUGGGCCAUGAAGUCACUAAAGCUGUCCACCUGUUGUGACUGUGUUUCCUAUGUGAUGCGCGCUAUAUCACCAGAUACCUGUUUUCUCUGGGCCAUGAAGUCACUAAAGCUGUCCACCUGUUGUGACUGUGUUUCCUAUGUGAUGCGCGCUAUAUCACCAGAUACCUGUUUUCUCUGGGCCAUGAAGUCACUAAAGCUGUUGUGUCAGUCACAGACCCUCGAAUGCAUCCCAAAAUAGCACCCUAUUCCCUAUAUAUGGCACUCCUUUUGGUUGGAAGGACUGGACGGGGAGUAGCUAGGUUAUUACACAUUGGCUGAUUGGUCCUCUGUUGAGAAGACCAAGUGACUUGAGAUGGACGGAGGUGAGUUGACAGUCGGUUUGAUUUAUUUUUAUCUUUAUUUAACUCUGCAAGUCAGUUAAGAACAAAUACUUAUUGUCAGUGACGACCUACCCCCCGACC
This is a messenger RNA of Oncorhynchus nerka (sockeye salmon), 2444 nucleotides long. Its product is annotated as endophilin-A1-like. Gene Ontology annotation, molecular function: protein binding. Gene Ontology annotation, biological process: synaptic vesicle uncoating. Gene Ontology annotation, cellular component: presynapse; cytoplasm; glutamatergic synapse. Bases 125 to 1207 code for a protein of 360 amino acids. The record is from RefSeq and is a predicted model, not a curated record. The transcript has 10 exons. Lineage: Eukaryota; Metazoa; Chordata; Actinopteri; Salmoniformes; Salmonidae.